AUGAAUGGAACACCAACUCAUGCAGAACAUGGAUUAUUCGUCGACGACACUGCAUUAUGGACAUCUGGCAAUACCUUAACAAAUCUUACAAGCAGAUUACAACAAUCCAUAGAUGCAUUCGAGAAUUGGUGCAAGUCAUGGAAAUUAAAAUGGCAACCAACUAAGACAGAGCUGAUAUACGUCAGCAUACAUCCAAGAAAACAAUAUAAGAAUCCAGUGAAAGUUAAAGUUGAAAACACCAUCAUCAAACCACUGGAUUUCACACGUUACUUGUGUGUAAUUCUAGAUAAAAGAUUAAAAUGGCGAACACAUCUCGAACAUAUCGAAAGCAAGAUUGCUCCUCGGAUAGGUGUACUUAAAUAUCUUUCGACAACAGCAUGUGAACCCUAUAACAAGACGAUGAUAAAUGUUUUCAAAUCAAUUGUACGCACAGUCAUCAUUUAUGAACAUCCUAUGCUCCUUUCUGCUGAUCAAAAAGCGAAUCUUGGAUCGAAAAAUUGGACUCACAUUGGCUCAGGAGGAUCUCAGAUUGGCCCGAAUCCCACUUUGGACACUGACCUAUACAUCUGUCAGAUACAUCCACAAGAUCAGCAACAUCCUAAAAAUUAA
Messenger RNA from Adineta ricciae, 609 nucleotides. The record is from the annotation of a GenBank genome assembly. NCBI's taxonomy places the organism in Eukaryota, Metazoa, Rotifera, Eurotatoria, Adinetida, Adinetidae.